Messenger RNA from Amphibalanus amphitrite, 1158 nucleotides. RefSeq names its product valine-rich protein-like. The record is from RefSeq and is a predicted model, not a curated record. The transcript has 3 exons. Bases 394 to 843 code for a protein of 149 amino acids. NCBI's taxonomy places the organism in Eukaryota, Metazoa, Arthropoda, Thecostraca, Balanomorpha, Balanidae.
GGUGUUCCGCCGCUACUGAUUUUGGGGCCUGAUACAGUACGCAUGUAUUUUUCAGUGUCAUUGCAUUCGGAACGGGCUUGAACGUGACACUUGGCUGUAACUCGUCUACCGAACUCGUCCAUACGGAGCCAGUGCGACGCCGGGAUAGGUAGUCCUCUGUACCGGACACAUCCGUACUAUAUACUGAGCUUGGUAAGGUUCCCGGUUGGGUCGCUUCUGUGUGUCUGUGUACAAUGUCUACUGUGACUCGACCGUCGGUCGGCCGCGCUCUCCGGCGACCCGGCUGACCUCGCUCGUGCCACGGCCAUCGCCGCACUCCCGAGACGUCUGCCGGCGCGCGCAUAAAAGAAGCCACCGCGCAUCAGAAGAGCAUAGUCGGCAUCCGUUCUCAUCAUGAAGACCUUUAUUGUGCUGGUUGUGGCAGUGGUCGCUGUGAGCGGUGACGGGGCGGCCGCCGCCCCCUCCGGAGCCGGCGGAGCUCACGGAGCAGGGUACGAGACUCCGGUGCGCACUUACGUCAAGAAGGAGCCCUACGUGGUGGAACAGCGCGUGCCCUACACAGUCGUCAGGAAGGUCCCCGUUUACAAGCCCGUCUAUAAAACCGUGUAUAAAGAAGUGCCUCAGCCGUACGAGGUCAUCAAGCACGUUCCUAUUGUGAAGCACGUGCCGAUCAUCAAGCACGUGCCGGUGGUGAAGCACCACACGGUGCUGAAGCCGGUGCCUGUGGUCAAACACCACACUCGCGUACAGAAAAUUCCCGUCAGCGUGCCCAUCUACGUGCAGGAGAAGCACGGGUACGGCGAGUACGGCCACGGCGGAGGGUACGGGUACGGGUCGUAUUAGGACCGUAUGAGACUGACAGUGUGCGGAUGCGCAGGCCGGCUACACGGUCUCUGCAGGUGUGCUGUGCACAACGCCGAAUGGCCAGGGUAUGUCGCUGUACCGUUCUAUCGUCCAUCGACAGUGUAAAGGACACUUCCCGAUACUGUUCGACUGUUCGAAAUGGCCUAGUUGUAUGCUAUUGUAACCGGUAUGCAUGGUACGGUGCGGAUCGUUACGCUAUUGCCGAGUCAGUGAAUGGUGUGACGCUGAUGGCUGUAUUUGUUCAGCAACCUUUGCCUAUUUAUUGAAAUAAACUGUUACAAAUCAAGUACCCUA